AUGAAAGAGAAUCUGAAGCGCAAAAAGCGGCACGAUAAAGACAAGUACUACCACUUGGCGAAAGAGCAAGGGUAUCGAUCGCGCGCCGCUUUCAAACUGAUACAAAUCAACCGCAAAUAUGAUUUCUUGAGCAAAGCCAAAGUCUGUCUAGACCUGUGCGCUGCCCCUGGGGGCUGGUGUCAGGUGGCCGCCAAGCACAUGCCGUCCGACAGCAUUAUCCUGGGCGUGGACUUGCUUCCUAUCCGGCCCAUUGCCAAGGUCAAGACUUUAGUGCAUGAUAUCACCACCCCUGAGUGUCGGGCGGCGGUCAAACGCGAAAUGCGCGCCCAUCCGCACGUUGACGUGGUUUUAUGCGACGGUGCUCCCAACGUGGGGGCUACCUACGACAAGGAUGCUUUUGUCCAGAACGAGAUUGCCCUGGCUGCCCUGCGCGCGGCCACCUGCCACUUGGGCCCCGGAGGCACCUUUCUGACCAAAGUUUACCGCUCCCAGGACUACAAUGCCUUGAUGUGGGUCUUUAACCAGCUCUUUGCUUCGGUCCAGGCCAUCAAACCCUCCUCGUCCCGGCAGCAGUCCGCGGAGAUCUUUGUCCUCUGUCUCCGGUAUAAAGCCCCGCAUUCGAUCGACCCCAAGCUCCUGGACCCCGCCUACGUGUUCGCAGAGAUGGAAGGCGGCUCGGGGGACAAGGCGAUCAGCAUUUUCAGCGCCCAGUACGCGCGUCAAAAGCGGCACAGGUCUGGGUACGAUGGGGAGGCGGGGGUGCUGUUGCAUCGGAAAGCCUCGGUCACGGCGUUUUUGGCGAGUGAGGACCCGGUCCAGUUUUUGAGCGAACAGAGCGAGGUAGUCUUCUCCCCGGGCUGCACGCCCUUCCUCGAACAUCCCCUGACCACGGAGGAGGUAAAGAGCUGCCUGGCCGACCUCAAGGUGUUGGGCAAGAGCGAUUUCAAGGCCCUCCUCAAAUGGCGCUUGAAGAUGAAGGAGCAUCAGGGAAGAGCGUCGGCAGGGACGGGGGAGGAAGAGGCUCGCGCGGCGGCCGCUGCCGUAUUGGCCGAAAACACACGGAGGCGGAGCCCAGAGGAGGAAGAGGAGGAAAUCCAGGCUGAGAUUCAGAAACUCCGGGAAGAGCGAGCCGCCAAGACCAAGAGGGAGCGGAAGAAGGAACGGGAGAAGUCAGCUCGGAUGCGUCUGCGGCAGGCGUACGGCAUGCACCACGACGCGUUCGAUCUCCCUGACCAUGAGUCGAUUUUUUCCCUGAAAGCAAUCGGGAGUGCCGCCGAGCUGAAGAGGAUUCGGGACGGAGAGUUUGCGGAGGUUGGGGAGGGUGGGCCGGAGGAGGAAGAGGAGGAGGAGGAGGAGGAGGAGGAGGAGGAGAAGGAGAAGGGGGACAAAGGGGAGGAGGAGGAGGAGAGGAGGCGAACGGCCAGGCUUGAAGCGGAGCUGGAGGAGAGCUAUCAGGCAUACCUGUCGAACAAGAACGAAGAGAGGUUGAAGGGGACGCGGGCGGGGAAACGGAAGAAAACGGUCACGGCGGCCUUGGCGGGGGAAAAGAUCUCGGAGGACCUGGCCACCUACGAUGGGGACCUACGAGGUUACCUGGAC
Messenger RNA from Nannochloropsis gaditana CCMP526, 1599 nucleotides. RefSeq names its product et-dependent rrna methyltransferase spb1. The annotation marks the transcript as partial. Gene Ontology annotation, molecular function: rRNA (guanine) methyltransferase activity; rRNA (uridine-2'-O-ribose)-methyltransferase activity. The record is from RefSeq and is a predicted model, not a curated record. Gene Ontology annotation, biological process: maturation of 5.8S rRNA from tricistronic rRNA transcript (SSU-rRNA, 5.8S rRNA, LSU-rRNA); rRNA methylation; maturation of LSU-rRNA from tricistronic rRNA transcript (SSU-rRNA, 5.8S rRNA, LSU-rRNA). The transcript has 2 exons. Gene Ontology annotation, cellular component: preribosome, large subunit precursor; nucleolus.